Molecule: messenger RNA, 878 nt
Organism: Saccoglossus kowalevskii
Lineage: Eukaryota; Metazoa; Hemichordata; Enteropneusta; Harrimaniidae
Product: elongation factor 1-beta-like
Biological process (GO): translational elongation
Cellular component (GO): cytosol; eukaryotic translation elongation factor 1 complex
Molecular function (GO): guanyl-nucleotide exchange factor activity; translation elongation factor activity
Source: RefSeq, a predicted model, not a curated record
UUCCUCGCUGACUGCACGUCGAACGCCACGCUGCCAUUUAACAACUCUACAAAAACGUCCAUAAAACAUGGGUUUUGGUGAUCUAAAAAGUCAGGCUGGUCAGAAAGCUUUGAAUGACUUCUUAGCCGACCGUAGUUACAUUGAUGGAUAUUCUGCAUCUCAGGCUGACGUUGUUGUAUACCAGGCUCUGUCUGGUGCACCUUCAGCAGAUUUGUUCCAUGCGUUGCGUUGGUAUAAUCAAAUAAAAUCAUAUGCCAGCCAGUUUGAUAGUCUUCCAGGUGUCAAGAAACCUGUUAGUGAGUAUGGUCCUGCAGGUGUAGCAGCGGCUGCUGCUCCUGCGGCGGCAGCAGACGACGACGAUGAUGACGAUGACGAUGAUGAUGUAGAUCUCUUUGGAUCAGAUGAUGAGGAAGAAGCAGAAAAGUUAAAAGCUGAAAGAAUUAAAAAAUAUAAUGAAAAAAAAGCAAAAAAACCAACUUUGAUUGCGAAAUCAAUGAUUAUUUUAGAUGUGAAGCCAUGGGGAGAUGAUACAGACAUGAAAGCCAUGGAGGAAAAAGUUAGGACAAUUACAUCUGAUGGUUUAGUUUGGGGAGCAUCAAAACUUGUACCAGUUGGCUAUGGUAUUAAAAAGCUACAGAUUUCAUGUGUUGUAGAGGAUGACAAAGUUGGAACAGAAUUCUUAGAAGAUAAUAUUACGGCGUUUGAAGAUUAUGUGCAGUCAGUUGAUAUAGCAGCAUUCAACAAACUUUAAAUGGCUUCUAUAACAUAAAUAUGUAUGGAUAAACUGUGAAUGUGAUGGAGAGAGAAAUAAAAUUGACGGUUGUUUGAAAAUGUGUAGUGUAAUGUUUAUAAGUAAUUAAAUGUACUCCAUUUAGUAA